Molecule: messenger RNA, 1877 nt
Organism: Halteromyces radiatus
Lineage: Eukaryota; Fungi; Mucoromycota; Mucoromycetes; Mucorales; Cunninghamellaceae
Product: Septin-domain-containing protein
Exons: 8
Coding region: 346-1593 (415 amino acids)
Biological process (GO): cytoskeleton-dependent cytokinesis
Cellular component (GO): cytosol; cell division site; microtubule cytoskeleton
Molecular function (GO): GTP binding; molecular adaptor activity; GTPase activity
Source: RefSeq, a predicted model, not a curated record
AAUGACCGGGGAGAUUUCCGGGAUAUUUUCACUAUAAAUGAAAUUUAUGUUAUUGUUUUGAUGAUGAUGAUGUAUAUGGUAGAUCGUUCACACUGAAAUUAUUUUUUUUUUCUCUUUGUCGUAUGAAUCUUUUUCCUUCUUCUUCACUGGGUUUAAAUAUUCAUUUUGUGUAGAAAAUCUUUCACCCCAAAAAAAAAAGGAGGGAAUGGAGCUCCCUGUUGAGCUUGAUUUUCUCCUUUUUGCUUGGUUUCUUUUUCUUUUUUAUCUCUUCUUUUUAUCUCUUCCUUUUCUUUUUUGUUUAAUUUCCUUUUUUUUUAUUUUAUUUAUCAAUUUGACUUUAUUAAUAUGACUGAUCAAAACAAUGGCGCGUCAUCUGGUAUCACUGUUGUACGAAAAAAACUUCUAGGUUAUGUUGGUUUUGCUAAUUUACCUAAUCAAGUUCAUCGCAAGUCUGUAAAGAAAGGUUUUGAAUUCACUGCUAUGGUUGUAGGUGAAUCUGGACUUGGAAAAUCAACUCUUGUGAAUACUCUUUUCAAUACUCAAUUAUAUCCUCCAAAGGAAAAUGUAGAAUUGACUCAUGAAACUCCUCAAACUGUUGAAGUUCAAUCUAUUACCUCUGAUAUUGAAGAAAAUGGUGUCAAACUUCGAUUAACUGUAGUUGAUACUCCUGGUUUUGGUGAUUUUGUAAACAAUGAAGAAAGUUGGAAACCUAUUCUUGAUAGUAUUGAAUCACGUUUUGAUGCUUAUUUGGAACAAGAAAAUCGUGUGAAUCGUCGUAAAUUAGUGGAUAAUCGUAUUCAUGCUUGUAUUUACUUUAUCACUCCUACUGGGCAUGCGUUGAAACCGUUGGAUAUUGAAUUUAUGCGCCGAUUACAUACCCGUGUCAACUUGAUUCCUGUUAUUGCCAAAGCUGAUACUUUGACCGAAGAAGAAGUGGCUGCAUUCAAAGAACGUAUUUUGGCUGAUAUCAAUUAUCACAAUAUUCAAAUCUAUCAAGCUCCUGCUUAUGAAUAUGAUGAUGAAGAAACUAUUGCUGAAAAUAGAGAAAUCAUGUCUAAAAUUCCAUUUGCUGUUGUUGGCUCUGAUAAAGAAUUUGAAGUGGAGGGUCGCCGUGUCCGUGGUCGUAGUUAUCCUUGGGGUGUUAUUGAAGUGGAUAAUGAAGAUCAUUGUGAUUUUGUCAAACUUCGUCAAAUGUUGAUUCGUACUCAUAUGGAAGAAUUAAAGGAAUACACCAAUGAUGUUUUGUAUGAAAACUAUCGUACUGAAAAGUUGUCUGCUAUGGGUAUUCAACAAGAUCCUACUGUCUUUAAGGAAGUCAAUCCUGUACAAAAGAUGGAAGAAGAACGUAUGGCUCAUGAACAAAAAUUAUCCAAGAUGGAAGCUGAAAUGAAGGCUGUGUUCCAAGCCAAGGUGCAAGAAAAGGAAGCCAAACUCAAGUCCUCCGAAGAAGAGUUAUACGCUCGUCAUAAGGAAAUGAAGGAAGCUCUCGAUAAACAACGCUUGGAUUUAGAAGAAAAGAAACGUCGUAUGGAAUCUGGAAGACCAAUGACCCCUGAAAAGACAAAGAAGAAAGGAUUCUCAUUCAACAAGUAGUUAGUUUUUUUUUUUUAUCAAGAAAAAGUUUUAUGUUUAUAUGAUUAGAAUCAAUUCUUUUAUUUUAUUUUAUUUUAACUCCAUAUUUACUUUUAUUUCCCUCCACCUUCUCUAUCUCUCCCCUCCCUUAUUUUUUUUUUUUUUUGAUUACCACGCCACCAUCGUAAUUCUCUUUUUAUUUCGAUCAUAAUACCUUAUUUAUCCCCUUCUUUUUUUUUUUAGGUCAUUAGUUUAUAUCUUCUUUUUGAUAUCAAACAAUAAAAAUAACAACAUGUUCGCUUUUU